UGCCGCGGCUGACGGAGCACGGCCGGGCUUGGCGCCCUCGGUAGCGCGCGGCCGGCAUGGUGGCGCCCAGGAGCCCCGCGCGGGCGCGCGAGCGGGAGCGGCCUCGCGCCUCCGCCGCAGCAGAUGACAAAGUUCCCUUCUGGACAGUUGUCACAAGCCAAGCCUUGGACAGCGCAUGGAGGAUGGUGAAGGGGUCCAUGAUGCUGACAGCCUCGUUCCUGCUGGCUGCCCUCUGCUACUUCCAAAGCCUGUGUUUGUACGUGGGGCAUCAGCUGAAAUGGUGGAUUGGAUAUCUGCAGAGAAAGUUCAAAAAGAACCUCAGCGUGGAGGCGGAAGUUGAUUUGCUCAGUUAUUGUGCAAGAGAGUGGAAAGGAGAGACGCCCUGUGUCAACCUGAUGAAGAAGGCUUAUGAGGAGCUGUUCUGGCGGCAUCAUAUUAAAUGCGUUCGACAAGUAAAACGAGACAACUAUGGUGCGCUAAGAUCGGUGUUAUUUCAGAUAUUCAGCCAGGGCCUCUCUUUUCCAUCCUGGAUGAAAGAAAAAGACAUUGUUAAGCUUCCUGAAAAACUGCUCUUUUCACAAGGUUGUAAUUGGAUCCAGCAAUACAGUUUUGGUCCAGAGAAGUAUACAGGUUCAAACGUGUUUGGAAAAUUACGUAAAUGUGUGGAAUUACUGAAAACUCAGUGGACUGAAUUUAGCGGGAUGAAGGAUUAUCAUAAGAGAGGAAGCAUGUGCAAUGUGCUUUUCUCUGAUGCGAUUCUGGAAUACAGACUUUACGAAGCUUUAAAAUUCAUCAUGUUAUAUCAAGUCACUGAAGUUUAUGAACAAAUGAAGGCUAAAAAAGUUAUCCCCAGCCUUUUUAGCCUGCUGUUUUCCAGGGAAACCUCCUCUGAUCCGUUGAGCUUCAUGAUGAAUCACCUGAAUUCUGUGGGCGACACGUGUGGUUUGGAGCGGAUUGAUAUGUUUAUCCUUGGAUACUCCCUUGAAGUCAAGAUAAAAGUGUUCAGACUGUUCAAGUUUAACUCCAAGGACUUUGAAGUCUGCUACCCAGAGCAGCCUUUCCGGGAGUGGCCGGAGAUCACCCUGCUGACAGAGAAUGACCACCACUAUCUCAUCCCCGUCUUCUAAGUCUGACGUGACUGGACACUGGCUCUUGCCAGGUACAGUGGCCACACUUGCGAGGAGCUAGUGUUUCAGCCAGCGAAGGGCCUGGAGUGCCUUUCUCUGGAGUUACAGGUACACGAGGAUGAAGCAGGGUGAGGGUUGCGUUUCUUUACUGUCCAGUGAUUUCCUGCAAACAGCUGCACUGAUGUUUGUGGGUUGGUGGUUUGACUUUGUUCAUCAGGGCUCUCUGGUCACGUCACACGACGGUCAGCCUUUAAGAGCACAGGGAAGUUUAACGUGGACAAUAACAGCAGCGGGAAAAAAGAAGGAGAAGAAAACAAGUCAGGAAAAGCGACUAACCUGAAAAGAAAGAAUACCUUUAUCCCCAGCCCUUACAUUCUUCAUGAAGAAUCUCCUCCUUGGCUGAUUUUGGAGCAGCGUCAGUGUGGCUUUGUUUUAUGAGCAUUAUCUUCCCAGGAAUCUUUGAGGUCUGUUGACUUUCUAGAACUGCUUGUGUAACUUUAGAAUUAUGUGUGUGUGAAUAUAUAUUUAUAUGCAUCUACAUACGUACACACACGUAUGUGUACGUGUAGGAGCCCUGGUGGCACAGCAGCUAAGCGAUUGGCUGCUAACCAGCCGCUCUGCAGGAGAAAGAUGUGGCAGUCUGCUGCCAUAGAGGUUACAGCCUUGGAAACCUUAUGGGACAGUUUUUCUCUGUCCUGUAGGGUCACUAUGAGUCAGAAUCGACUCGACAGCAAUGGGAUGUAUACACGUGUAGUUUUAUUAUGCACACCCACACACGCGUGCGCGCACACACACACCUACUACUACUUAGUAAUGUUGUACAAUGUGUUUUAUAGCUCUACAUUUUUUUGUUGUUGUUAAUGUUGCAUACUGUUUUGUAUUGAUACAAAAGAGAAAUUCUGGAGAUUAAGUCAACUCAAUGACAAUUAUUGAACUGUCACAAAAAUACUAAACUCUGUUGUAUUUAAUGUGUAUUAUGUGUAUAUUUAAUGUAGAAUCUCAUUGUGGUAGGCAGAAUAAUAGCCCCCCCAAAGAUGUCUAUGUCCUUAUUCCCAAAAUUUAUGAAUAUGUUAGGUUACUGACAAAGAAGAAUUAAGGUGGCAGAUGGAACUCAGGUUGGUAAUCAGCUGACUUUGAAAUCAAAAGUUUAUCUGAACUGCCCACGUGGGCCCAGUGUAAUCACAAUGGUCCUUAAAAAUAGAAGAGGGAGUCAGAAGAGAGAGAGGGAAAUGGGAAAUACGAAAGAACAAUCACAGCAGAUGAUAAGCUGCUGGCCUUAAAAGUGGAGGAAGGGGGGUCACGAGCCAAGGAAUGCAGGCAACCUCUAGAAGCUAGAACAGGAGAGGAACAGAUUCUCCCCUAGAGCCUCAAGAGGGAAAUGCAGCCCUGCCAACACCCUGAUUUUAGCUCAGCGAGACUCUUGUCAGGGUAACGUACAGAACUAACUGUCAGAUAAGAAAUGUGAAUGAAGUUGCCAAGUUUGUGGUGAAGUGUUAUAGCAGCAGCAGAAAACUAAUACACUCAGGCUGACUAGUGUCUGGUAACCUUUAUUUUGGAAGUGCUUUGCUAGUCUAUUUUGAAUUGCAAUAAAUACAGAAUAACUUUGGAAA
Messenger RNA from Loxodonta africana (African savanna elephant), 2737 nucleotides. It is a transcript of the gene OTULINL, whose product is annotated as OTU deubiquitinase with linear linkage specificity like. NCBI's taxonomy places the organism in Eukaryota, Metazoa, Chordata, Mammalia, Proboscidea, Elephantidae. The coding region runs from base 57 to 1127 and encodes 356 amino acids. The transcript has 8 exons. The record is from RefSeq and is a predicted model, not a curated record.